Helobdella robusta is the source of this 1774-nucleotide messenger RNA. RefSeq lists its product as hypothetical. Gene Ontology annotation, molecular function: actin filament binding. NCBI's taxonomy places the organism in Eukaryota, Metazoa, Annelida, Clitellata, Rhynchobdellida, Glossiphoniidae. The coding region runs from base 46 to 1146 and encodes 366 amino acids. The record is from RefSeq and is a predicted model, not a curated record. The transcript has 15 exons.
AUUUCUACAAAGAGGUAGAUCUUUCCCGCUUGAGAGAAGAUUACAAUGUCAGGUCUGAUAAAAGCAAAGACUUAUGAUUGGAAGGACUCAAACCUGGCCCUGUUCGGUUCAUCCGUUGAGAAGUCCAUAAAAAAGGAAUCUGCAAUGACGGAAACCGCCUGGAAAAACGCCGGUUCGAAAGUCGGAAUCAAAAUUUGGAGGAUUGUGAAAUUCAAGGUCACUGAUUGGCCAGAAAAAGAGUAUGGAAAAUUCUACAGUGGCGACUCGUACAUCAUUUUGAACACCUACAAGCCUAAUCCGAGUAGCAACGAAUUAGCGCACGAUCUGCACUUCUGGAUCGGCAGUCAGAGUUCCCAGGACGAGUAUGGAACUGCAGCCUACAAGACAGUCGAACUUGAUACUUAUCUUGACGACGUGCCAGUCCAGCAUAGAGAAGUUGAAGGAUACGAAUCGGAUCUGUUUAAGUCCUACUUUAAACAAGGAAUUACCCUGUUAGCUGGUGGCGCAGAGACUGGGUUCAACCACGUGAAGCCGACUGAGUACAAACCACGUUUGCUUCACUUUCACGGUAACAAGCAGAACGUGACUCUUAAUGAAGUGCCAUUGAACGCAGGUCGCUUAAAGUCUGAAGACGUUUUCAUUCUGGAUCUAGGGCUGGUGGUCUACCAGUGGAAUGGCUCUGACAGCAAUAAAGACGAGAGAUUUAAGGCUCUUCAGUACUUGCAGCUUUUGAAAUCGGAGCGUGGCAAAUGUCAGUGCGAAACUCUAGAGGAUUCCGAUACCCCCAAGACGCAUGAGUUUUACAAGCACUUGAACCAGCCUGACGAACCAGACCACAUCAAGCCGUACCAGGCGACAGAAAAAACUCUUCACAAGGUUUCAGAUGAAAGCGGUCAUCUGAAGCAGACGGAGGUUAAGAAAGGAAACAUUCAUCUCAGCGAUCUUAAGUCGCAAGACGUUUUCAUAGUGGAUACUGGAGUGAGUUGCUUCGUGUGGGUUGGCAAGCAGGCAUCUCACGAGGAGAAGCAGAACGGCCUUGGUUACGCUCAUAGCUACCUUAUGAAGACCAAUCAUCCAUUGGUCCCUAUUCACGUGGUCAAAGAGGGACAACAAAGCAAGGAAUUCUCAUUGGCCGUUGCCGCUUAAGGGCGUGGCUAACUCUCAAACCCCACACGUUGAUUGGUUGAUAUUUUUUUACGUUUUGAUAAUACCUUUUUUAUUUGGAUUGUUUGAGAACGGAUGAGAGGUUAGUGGAGUUAAAUUUUCUGAGACGUGAGAUCUGCUUUCUAAAUCUGAUGAAUAAGAUCUGCUUUCUAAAUCUGAUGAAUAAAAAUUAUCUAUAUAAAUAUAUAUAAAUAUAAAUAAAUAUAUAUAUAUAUAUAUAUAUCCAUCUAUCUAUCCAUCUAUCUAUCCAUCUAUCUAUCCAUCUAUCUAUCUAUAGCUUACAAAAAUAUUUCUCAUUUCGUUAUUUCAAUUUUUGUGUUGAAGAAGAAACAUUCCUUUGAACUGGCAUCAAUGUAGUUUUAUACACCAUUGUUUAAUUAAUACAUAUUUGUUUUUAAUUAAUUAAUUAGUUUUUUGAUUGUUUUGUUAACUAAUUAACUGUUUAUUACUUGCUUAAUUUUGAAAACUUCGCUAAAUUCUCAAGUUUUGAAGCGUUAAUUUCCCUGAGACUUGAUGAAAUUGAUUCAAAUUCAAUUAUUAUUUUUGUUACGUAAAACGCGUUUUUUUUAAUGAGAAAUUUAAUAAAAUAUUGUCAAAAUUAAAAAAAAAA